AUGACGCGUCAAUCAUUUGAGGAGGUCGAGCGUCUGGGAUUUUGGCUUGUGCAGCGGGAAUAUUGGCGUGAGGCGUUUUUAGUUUGUGCAGGACUUUGGGUUUGUGCGGGCGGAGACUUUGGGUUUGUACGGGUGGAAAUUUUGGGUUGUGCGGGCGGAGACUUUGGGAUGUGUGGGCGGAGACUUUGGGAUGCGCGAGCGGAGACUUUGGGAUGUGUGGGCGGAGACUUUGGGAUGUGUGGGCGGAGACUUUGGGAUGUGUGGGCGGAGACUUUGGGUUGUGCGGGAAUUUUGGCGGCGUGA
Molecule: messenger RNA, 303 nt
Organism: Paraglomus brasilianum
Lineage: Eukaryota; Fungi; Glomeromycota; Glomeromycetes; Paraglomerales; Paraglomeraceae
Source: the annotation of a GenBank genome assembly